AUGUCAUCCGGUGGUGCCCUGCACAUCCCCACCAAGAAGCGCUCUGCGGGAGCACCAUUCGUGACCAGGGUCCCCUGCAACCCAGAGACCAGUGUUGGUCUCCAGGCAGCCCUCGUGGAGCCCGCGUCGGCGCACCUCCAUGUGGCCAAGCCCGUUCGCCGCAGUGCCCUUGGCAUCACCCUGGCGCUCUGCGACCGCCGCAUGGAUGGCCACAUCAUCUACAUGUACAUGAUCAUGGGGAUCUGCACGGAAGAGUGCAGGAAUGAGUAUUAUUUUCUAGACUACAGGUAUAGGCUGACCAUGGCGAUGGAGGCCGAGGGCAGGAGGUCCAGGAGCGAGGCAAGGAAAGCGCUGGUGGCGGAGAGAGAAGCAGCUAACGGCUACAGCAUCUUCUUCACUUGUGCUGAGGUCGAGUCGUUCCCUUAG
Miscanthus lutarioriparius is the source of this 426-nucleotide messenger RNA. The record is from the annotation of a GenBank genome assembly. Lineage: Eukaryota; Viridiplantae; Streptophyta; Magnoliopsida; Poales; Poaceae.